AUGGCCGCGGCGCACAGUCCCGAGUUGCACGGCGAGACCGAUUUGAAGCGGGCAAAUUCCGGGCCGGACGACGACAACCACGACCACAUCGGGUCAAAUGGUUCCACGCCCACGGGGAUCGCAACGCCCCAGCCCGAUCCCGCAGACAAACGUCUGCCCUCCAUCAUGCACAACUACUUCCAGCAGGAUGAGGCGGAGGGGCCAGACCAGAGCGGGGGGUCUCUCUUCACUACCCUCAAAAACUAUCUCUCUUCAUCCGCAACCGUUGAUACCCCUUCCCGCCGUCAAACCUCUCUCCCAGUGUCCAGCGUCUCGGACGACCCCGUUCUUGCCUCACAUUUCUCCAACCCAUCUUUACCCACAGAAGCUUGUGCCUUGACCGAAGCUCUCUUACUCGACCACGAAAAGCCGAAUGUUUCCAUAUCUUCCGAGAAUCUUGCCAAGCUAACAGAUGGGGCGUGUCUCAAGAACACCCCGCCGUUGACUCCCCGCGCCAUGUCCAACGAGGGCCAAUCGACCGAGCGCACCCCCGCUACCUCGGCGCCGCAACCGACCGAGGAAUCCAACCCGGACGACAUGGACAGCUCGACCGACGAGAUCACCAUGAAACUCGACGAGGCGUUCCCCUCCCAGACUGCGUCUUCUCCGCAGAACGGCCCUCCCGUGGGCCCGCUCAAGGGUAAAUUGUUCGUCAAAAUUUCCGAGGGCCGCGGGUUACGACCGUCGUUCGACCCGUACGUCGUGUGCGUGUUUGAAUGGAACGAGUAUAUUUCCAAGGGGGCGCGCGAUGACGAGCAAGAGAAAAAGCGGCGGCAGAUUGAGUCGGACGCCGAGGCCGGCCGACCAAUGGCAAUCCCCAUGAAAAGCCGCCAGAGCAGCCACAAUAGUGCCCUCGAUGGUCCUGACCAUCAUAAGGGGAAGAUGCCUGUGACCGAUCCCCAUUGGAGUCAUGAGGCUGUCUUUGAUGUUAUGGGUGAUCAAUCAGAAAUCGACGUCACAGUCUACGAUCGCAACAACCAAGAAACGUUCUUGGGCCACGGAUUCACUUUCGUGAACGAGAGUUCCAUCGACCACCACCUCAAGCACGAGCCCGGUGAUCGAAUGGAGGAGGACACCAUGCAAGACGAUGCGAAGUGGCAACGGUCCCACCGACCAAAUACCUCGGUCGACCAGCGCAUGGGCGGCGUCCAGAAGACGCAAGACGGCACCGACCCGGGUAUCUUCAACGUUGACGAUGCUUUUGAUGCGUGA
Molecule: messenger RNA, 1251 nt
Organism: Penicillium riverlandense
Lineage: Eukaryota; Fungi; Ascomycota; Eurotiomycetes; Eurotiales; Aspergillaceae
Gene: schA
Product: serine/threonine protein kinase SCH9
Exons: 5
Coding region: 1-1251 (416 amino acids)
Source: RefSeq, a predicted model, not a curated record